GUAUACUUCAGAUCCGUACUAUAGAAAUAAUAAACCAGGUAUGUACCGUAAUUUACCGUAGGGAUCGCAACUUCUAAUAGUAUAGAGAAGACUUUACAGCCUCACGAAAUCUUCCGAAUCGCAGUAAUAUCAAUAACAAUAAUGACUUCCCGGACGUAAAGGAGCUCUUAUUGGACAUAUGGCGAAAGAGUAUACUAGCAAGCGAGGACCUAAACGUCCUACUAGUUCUAGUCGCUCUACGGCAGAAAGUAGUCGAGAUCCCAUUAUCCUCAGUAACGACGAAUCUGUAAGCGCCGAGUCGGAAACCGACUAUAGCAAUCUUGAAGUCGACCUUAUAGCUAAAAGCGAUUUCUCUUCUCCAUACAUUACAGAUUGCGAUAUGGUGGACGGUGAGGGCUUCGACUCCGGAACCGUAUAUAUUUCUAAUCGUCUUAUCGCCGACCAUCAAGAUAAUAGUAACGAUAGUAACAGCGGUCUAGCCGAUGGCGCAAGACUCCAGCUUGCUGCUAGCCUUCCAAGGUCAGCCUCCCCUGGCCAAGGGUCCGUUACACACCAAGCUAGCCCCAAACGGGUCAAUACCGAGAUGAUACAAGGGAGUGCAAGCUAUGGUGGCCUCGAUGUUACUAAGGGGGCGGAAGAGGAGGAUAUUGAUGUCUUGUCCGAUAAUGAAGACGGUGCCGAUACCUACUCUACGAAGACAUUAGGGUCGUCUGCUAUCUCUAGCGAAAAUCCAGCCUCCGAUAGCAAUAUUUCCCUUCCUUUAGCCGCUCUACUGGUAGCUCCGGCCAAGGAACAAGAGGUCCGCGACAUUGACCAAAGAAUGGUUGACGAUGGAGGCACCGACGAUUCUAACGACGAAUAUUAUGAUGAUAUGAGCGAUACAGCAGCUUCCGAGACACGACGCCCACCACGGUCUCGGAAACGGGUCAAGCGAGCGAAAGACAUGGAACACAACGAUGUAGAAACCCCUUCUACCCAUUCCCCCAACGUGUUAUAUCAAGCGACUAUAGCCACCUCGUCUGUAAAUAUGCAGGAGAGCGAACAGAGCGAACAGAUCCCCAUCCAUGGAUACUUGAUACUAAAGACCAUCGAAUCGAAAGUCGUGUACUGUCUCACAUUUUCUCAAGAACUUUUACCGGAACCUAGUAGAAUAUCGCAGAGACAAGGCAUUCCCAGGAGCGUCUCUAGUAGCAGGGACAGGAGAGACUCGGAACGGUUGCCUGUGCAAGAGCGGGCUAUAAGCAGGCCCGCCAGGAAUUCGCGAUUUUCGUACGAUAAUGACGAACUUCUACGGCAACUAAAAGGAGAGGGUUUUAUCAUGGGAUGAGAUUUC
Molecule: messenger RNA, 1333 nt
Organism: Hyaloscypha bicolor E
Lineage: Eukaryota; Fungi; Ascomycota; Leotiomycetes; Helotiales; Hyaloscyphaceae
Exons: 4
Coding region: 179-1327 (382 amino acids)
Source: RefSeq, a predicted model, not a curated record